GAACGGCGCCUACUUUGCCUGCUUUCCAUUCCCCGGGUGCUCGGGGGCGACCAACGACGGACGAGCAGCAACAAUGCUCCGCCUCUCCCGCUUCCUCCCCUCCACCUCCACCUCCAGGGGAGUCACUGGCCUCAAAGAUGCUCUCUGGAGCGGUUCAUUGACAUUCAAGCAUGCACUUUCGACUUCAGCUGCAAAUGUUGAUGAGAAUGCAUCUGCUAAGAAGUUUGCGAGCUACACUGUGUUCAAGGGAAAGGCUGCACUUUCAAUAAGUCCUAUCCUUCCUUUAUUUACCAAACUCGAAUCUGGAGGAUCUCGAGUCAACAGAAAUGGGUCAGUAAUGUUGACCUUCUUCCCGGCAGUUGGACAAAGGAAGUACGACUAUACGAAGAAACAGCUCUUUGCUCUGUCACCUACUGAAGUUGGAAGCUUGAUAAGUCUUGGACCUGCUGAAUCUUGUGAAUUUUUCCAUGAUCCUUCCAUGAAAUCAAGUCAUGAAGGUCAAGUGAAGAAAUCUUUGUCGAUCACUCCUCUUGGCAGUGAUAAUGGAUACUUCGUUAACAUAACUGUUCUGAAUAACGUGCAGAAGACAAAUGAACGCCUUUCAGUCCCUGUAACAAAAGCUGAAUUUGCAGUUAUGCGCACGGCAUUGAGUUUUGCAUUGCCGCACAUCAUGGGCUGGGACCAGGCCCUAUCCACUCACCCUCAAAGCGCCCCGACCUCAGCUAGCAAGCCUAGGUUCGAGCGCCCAAACCCAGAUUCUGAAUGGGACAGGUGAAGCUUUCCUCCUCGCAGCAGCUCGCCAGAGGGCUUUAGGCACCACCGUAGCUCGCCACUGAAAUGCGUGGAUACGUGGGAUGUCAAACUGUGUUUCUUUUGUGAUCAAACUAGGGAACUGUCUUUAUCAGAUUUUAUUGUACCCGAGGAGAUUGAAGUUAGGAUGUCAAACUGUGUUUCUCUCGUGUCUGUUCAGUGCACUUCUAGAUUCAGGGCGAAUCUCUGUUCUAGUUUAAGAUAUGAUGACUUGCGUGGAUGUCCUUAAUGGCUGUUCAAUCA
This is a messenger RNA of Hordeum vulgare subsp. vulgare (domesticated barley), 1053 nucleotides long. RefSeq names its product single-stranded DNA-binding protein WHY2, mitochondrial. Gene Ontology annotation, biological process: regulation of DNA-templated transcription; defense response. The coding region runs from base 74 to 775 and encodes 233 amino acids. The record is from RefSeq and is a predicted model, not a curated record. Gene Ontology annotation, molecular function: single-stranded DNA binding. The transcript has 8 exons. Lineage: Eukaryota; Viridiplantae; Streptophyta; Magnoliopsida; Poales; Poaceae.